Messenger RNA from Dentiscutata erythropus, 161 nucleotides. The record is from the annotation of a GenBank genome assembly. Lineage: Eukaryota; Fungi; Glomeromycota; Glomeromycetes; Diversisporales; Gigasporaceae.
AUGGUUAAGCCUCGUGUCGCUAUUAUCGGUGCUGGUUCAUCAGGAUUAGCGUCCUUAAAACAAUGCCUUGAUGAUGAUUUAGAUCCAAUAUGUUUCGAACAAGCAUCUUAUGUAGGAGGUCUUUGGAAUUUUGUGGAAAUUGAUGGCGAAAAUAAAGAUCC